This is a messenger RNA of Brassica napus (rape), 6576 nucleotides long. RefSeq lists its product as uncharacterized. The coding region runs from base 5320 to 6279 and encodes 319 amino acids. The record is from RefSeq and is a predicted model, not a curated record. The transcript is spliced from 4 exons. NCBI's taxonomy places the organism in Eukaryota, Viridiplantae, Streptophyta, Magnoliopsida, Brassicales, Brassicaceae.
AAAAAGAAAGUAUCGAGCUUGAGUGUGUUAAGAGGGAGCUUUGGAGCAAAAGGCAGGAAAUGAAACAUGCACCACGCGGAAUGAGUAUAAAGAAAGACCCUACAUCAACCUUUUAUAAACAUAUUAUAUUCCCACAUGGUGUUCAUACCGGAGUGGAGAGCAAAAAACUAAAGACAAAAAGAAAGUGGAACCUAACAAGAUAAUCAUAAAAGAUCUGCAAUCACUAGCAUUUCCACAAUUAAUCUCUUUUGCUAAUUACCCACAUAAAAUCAUCCAUUCAAGCAUAGCAAUCUCCUGAUGGGUUUCUAAUUGAUUCGAACAUAUUAAGGCCUUAUAAUAAUCCUGAACGGCUGCAAGAUACCAGUGUAAGUCUGGCUCUAUGCCAGCUAGUCUUUUCUUGUUGGCAUGGCAUUAAACUUAUUCACUAAUCAUUCGCAACUUUUAACUCCGAAAGCCUCAUAAAACUCAUGAAACACACAAAAUUUUCUACAUACAUAUAUCUUUAUAUAUAAAGAAGACCCUUGAAUCACUCCCAGGGUGUCCACCUAGGAUUCCAGCUCAUCAAUUUGUGCAAGAAGAACGUGACACGUGUCUCUUCCGCCCAAAACGCAUCACUUCAUUUAAUCUGAGAUCUAUUGGGCUUUAAUCGUUGGGCUUAUAUAUUCAGUGUUUUUUUCGUUUGAGUAGGAGGAAAGCCCAAUCUUGACCCAAACUAAAUAGUGGACCCACUAACACUUUGUCUGUUCUCUAGCGUCGUCUUCUUCUUUGUACUUUAUCUUCCACGACCGACUACAGAACCUAAGUGUAACGCCUUUGUUCCUCAUUGAAUCCACUUCAUAACGUCUCUCCAUUAACUUCCUCCGUUCAACUUUGCCACUAAGUCGACUUUAAUGACCCAUUUUCUCAAUUUCCAUCUCAAAUCCCUAAUUCCUGAGACUAUCAAUAGGGAUAAAUACUUCACCAAAUCUCACUGCUUCAGGAGAUUAAUCAAAUUCCAUAUCCAUUUUUUCCGAUUUAGAUUAAAGUCUGGCCGUUGUCCCAAACGGUGGUGGCGCUUCUUCUGUGUUUCUGGGGAGCACGCACUGUCAAGUAAAGAGGAGAGCUUAUGGGAUUCAACAUGCUCCUGUUUUAUGAAAAGAUGCAUUGCUUAAGUGAUGAAGGUUUAAUAGACGUAAGCCAAGACUCAAGUCCCCAGUGGCUAAUCAAGUCUCAAGAAAUGGAAGCUGAUGAUCCUAAGAUUUAUAAUGAAAAGAUCGGAUAUCACGAGAAGUUACAGAGUUUAAAUACUAUCAUGGCUGUCUAGAUGAUUGUAGAGUUCGUCAUGUAUACAUCGAUCUCCAGAUUGUUAUACCUGGUCUCCUCCAACAGGGCUUCAAAUUGGCAUGAAUUUUCCAGAAGAGUACUUGUGGUUGCAAAAAAUUCAUUGGCAUUAAGACAGCAAAGUAUUUUGGAUAACGCAAAUCCAAAGCAAUUGUGGAUUUCAGGUCUUUUACUUCUUUUGCUGGUUUAUGUCAUGGAGCAAGCCUUUCUUCACUCUGGAUUCCUAUUUAUCUGGUAGAUUUGGCUGCAAAGACAGCACCUGUCCAGCCAACUUGUGCCGAGAGCUCUGCAGAGGAAAACCUGGUUCUAGCAGUAGGGAGUACACUCAAGAAGGCACGCAAGAAAUAUUUACUUAAGCUCUCCACAUGAAGACCGUCCUAUUUUUCCGAAACUUUGUUGACGUUAUGCUUUAAAAAGACAGUGUCUUUUGUUUAAUCUUCCAAUGUUUGCGACUUAAUUAAUAAGUAAAAUUAAUACUGAAUGGCAUACGCAUGUUAGUUGACAUAUUUCUAAGUUCUGGGUUAUAGAGGAGGUAAAAGGCAAGGAGUGAUUGAAUCUUCAAUUUACGUACAUGCUCCAUCAAUUCCAUCAAUCUGGCAGAUCUUGAUUAAAAUAAAACACAAAAUUGUAGAUGAGAUUAGUGAACGUGUUAUCUUCAGUUGUUAUUGUUCCUUAGAUUUGUUAUACUAACUUUUUGUUUUUCAUAUGAAAGAAAGCAAAGAGUAGAAAACUUAGAUGACUAGAGAGAACAUUCUAGGUGAUGUAUUCAUGAAGUCAAAUGUAAAUUAUACAAAAAAUAACCAUAUAAUAACAAGUAAAUUAUAUCCCGCCCAUAGGGUGGGCCGACCCUAGUAUAUAUAUAUAUAUAUACUAGGGAAAGCUCCCGCGCAGGAUUUGAUAAUUUCUUUGUAUAUGUUUCAUGUUUGUGUGUGACAUUUUCUCGGUAUGAUUAGAAGGUCCGUUGUCUAGAUUGAGUGCCUAUGUAUUUGUUUUUAGUAAAUUUAGGAGUGUGCAUGUGAUGUAGUUUUUGCUGCCAUCCAAAGUUAGAAACAAAGUUACAAACUAUUGGCAUUGCCGGUCCGUAGUUCUAUGGCGCAUAAAUCGCAAUAGAAAAAUUAUGCCCCCAAACAAAAUAAUUUUAUAAUAUUACUUUUUUAAACUGAACAAAAUCCCAAAAUGUUUUUAAUGCUGAAAUUUCAAGAGCCCUAAUAGAUUGAUCUACCAUAUAUUGAUAAAAUGAUGAUUCUAAAAUGUUUAUAUGCAUCUACCAUGAGAUUACUUGGGAAUAUACCAUUAGUUUCAGAUUACACCAAUUUGUCUUUUAUCUACUUAACUGAUUUCUUGUUUUGUUGCCAGCAACACUUUUACAAAAAUGCAUGAGUAAUUAGAAUAACUUUAUUUCACUGUAAUUGAAAAACAGAGAAAUGCAUACACUGGUAAAUACAACCUAAGGUAACAAUUACUUUGAAAUUAGUUUAGUUUGUAAAAAAAAUUAUGAAUCCUUCAGUUGUAGGUAGGAGGGAGUGGGAUAUAGAGUAUUAACAAGAAGUUUCAGAUUUGUUCUUAGUUUUAGAAAUAUAGACAAAAAUAAUUUGUUACUUGUUUGUAUCCAAUCAAAAUGAAAGAGGAGGAAAGAUGAAUUUUUUUGCUAAAUCAAAUGACAUCGACUUGGAAAAGAAAACUAGUUGACUUGUUCUAUUUUAGAUGAAAAUCAUUUAAUACAAUAUACAAAAACGGAAACUAAGAUUGGUAAAAAAGGAAUCAACAUCGAUCAGAUUUAGUUAUUACCAAAAAGAAAAAAGAGAAAAAAGGAAAUAAAUUGAAAACAUAGGUUCGAACCGGCCCGGGCGCAUGAAAAAAAUAUAAGAUCACAAGCCUAAGAAUCUAAGAUCACAAGCCACUAGACCUAAGAGAACUUUUACAAUUUGGCGCCUCUAGAAAAUAGAUAACUUUUGGUGCCUAAAGCCCUGACUAUUGGUUAUGGAAAUAGAACUCCGAGAGUCAGGGCCGAAUCUGAGAAUAUGGAGGCCUUAAACAUUUUUCAAGAACAUUUAUAUAAAAAAAUUUCUUUUGAUGAUUUGGGGCCUUAACCCAGAUCCGGCCCUGCCGAGAGUAUAAGGAGCGUGUGUGAUGCGUUCAUUGUAGGCUGAAUUCCUGACUGUGUAAUUGGUGUAGAAGGUAAAAUAGUUUUGUUCUGUGUGUUUUAAGUAUUUUUUUCGGUUGGACCCGACAAGACCCAAACCGAAUCCGAUUCGUAACCGAACCGAAUCCGAAUCGACAAACUCUAAUUACCCUAUUGGGUCCAACUAUCUAAGACCCGACCCGACCCGGACCCGAAAAGACCCGAACCGAUCCCGAACCGAGAAUUUCAAAUUACCCCAUCAGACCCGCAACGACCCGACCCGAACCCGAACCGAGGACCCGAAUGCCCAGGCUAAUUUACACCCAAAAAAAAAAAGACAUAUGCCAUGUUCCUUGUUCAUUAUUAUUUUUUAAUUACAAUUAACGUUUAGUUUUGCAAUAAAUUGGCUUCUAUAUAUUUUUUAUAUCCAUAUGUAAGGUAAGGAAUGAUUUCAUGCAUGUGAAAAUAUUCAUCUUUUACUUUGUCAACUCAACGCUUUUACGAAUCAGCACAAUUGAUUGUACACAAUGUUUGUGAGAAAUGGUUCCAUGCAAAAUGCGUGAAGAUCACACCUGCAAAAGCUGAGCAAAUCAAACAUUACAGAUCCCCCUCGAGCUGCAGGAGCAACAACAACAAAAAGUUUGUAGGGCGUUAUAGGGACAUUAGAGCCUGUAAUGAACCAUACUUAGUUAAUAAAGUAAAAGGUGAAUAUUUUAACAUGCAUGGAAUCAUUGACAUAUACCACAUUUGUUAAUGAACUACAUGUAUCUGUAGUAUGUAAAGCCAAUUCAUUACAAACUGAACAGUAUUGCAAUAAAAAAAAGGUCACAAGGGACAUGGGCAGAUGUUUUGAGGGUUGCGUCUUUUACAUUCUCAGAGUCCUCUGUUCUCCUGUUGUCUGUAGUAAAAAAGCCACACAUGUUGUAUCAAACUUUCCAAAACCAGCUCAAUUUGGGAUCAGGUGCUACCGUCUGAUGCCUCUGCCAUUGCCUUAGGAAAACUUCCAUCAAAACAUACAGAGGAAACAGCAGGUACAAGGCAAAGCACGCGGUAAGAAACACUAAAGGCUGCGGUGAGAUCACAGCCAUUGCUAACGCGUAAGAAACGCAAAGAGACGCUCCUAUAUAGAAAAACCACAGCGUCAACAAACCUCUAGCUGGUAAGAGAGAAUAGGUGUAGAAUAAAGCGCAGCAGAAGCCAAUGGUGCUGGAAACCCAUAGGACGAUGAAGAAUGUCUGUUUCAUCACCGCGUGACCCUCUGAUUGGGUUACACCUCCUGGAGGCUGGAGGGAGGUUUGGUAAGUUGCUGUGAUUAGCAGAGUGCAUAUGAUUAACUCUGGUUUUAUUUCUCUUUUUCUCUUUAAAGUCUCUCUCCUCUGUUCUUGAACUGUUCUUGAAUUUUUCCAGUUCUGUUCUUGUGAUUCUUGAUGGAUUCAGGAGAAAACUCAAGAAUGGUGGUGAUUCCAGUUACUCUUAAAGGAGCUAACUAUCUACAUUGGGCAAAGCUUGCUAAGACAGCUUUUGGAGGCAGAGGGUUUUGGGAGAUUGUUGAAGAAGGCAUGCCACAAAAGAAGACUAUCCUAGGAGCGGAUGGCAAAUAGGUUGUUGUUGCUGAUGAUGGCGCCAAGAAGAAAUGUCAAGAGGACUAGUUGGUGUUGUCCAUUCUUCAGCACAGUCUUGACCCUUCACUUCAGGAAGGUUACUCCUAUUGUGAAACUUCCAAGGAGCUGUGGGAUACACUUCAGAAGGUGUAUGGAAACAAUUCCAACAUCAGUAGAGUCUUUGAAGUCAAGAGGGCUAUCAGUACUCUUAGACAAGAGGACAAUGACUUUGAUAAACAUUUUGGGAAGUUCAGAUCCUUGUGGGCUGAACUUGAGAUGCUCAGGCCAGCAACUAUUGAUCCUGAUGUGCUUAAUCAAAGGAGAGAGCAAGACAAGGUCUUUGCUUUGCUGCUUACCCUCCAUCCAAGCUAUGGUGACCUCAUCAAGCACAUCCUAAGGAAUAUGGAGAUACCUUCUCUAGAUGAGGUAUGCUCUGAGAUUCACAAGGAGCAAGGCUCAGUUGGUCUCUUUGGAGGAGGAAAGAAAGAUCUGGUGCUUGCAAACCAGGCUGAUGGAGCAGCAAACAAAAGCUCUUACAAAGCUGAAGACAAGAAGGUGUGGAUUUGUGAUCAUUGCAAGAAGAAAGGCCAUGGAAAGGACAAGUGCUGGAUACUCCAUCCCCAUCCCAAGCCACAGAAGUUCAGGACAGGUUACAAUGAUGCCAAAGCAAACUUCUCUGGUGAUAUUGGUGAGCCAUCUAUACAAGGCAGCAUGCGCCAGACCAACGAAGCUUGUGAAAACAAAGGGGGAGCUUCCAGCAGUGGCUCAGCCUUAAGGAACACUCAAGAUGAGACCAUCAGGAGAUCUGAUAUUGAGGCUCUCAUCAAGCUCCUUAAGAAUAACUCUGGUAACUUACUUGGUACCUCUUUACAUGCUACUGCUUGUGGAACUUCCUUGAAUGCUAUAACUAAAUUUAAUUUGGCAAAACCUUUAGUUAUAGAUUCAGGAGCUAGUCACCACAUGAUCAGUGAUUUAAAAUUGAUUAAAAACAUUGUCUCUGCCUUAGGAAAUGUUACAAUAGAUAAUGGUGAAAGAGUACCAAUUAAAGGAGUAGGUGAUCUUAGGCUGUUUAACAAAGAUUCUAAAGCUUUCUAUAUGCCUAGCUUCACCUCAAACUUGUUAUCAGUUAAAAGAGCUACUAAUGACUUGAAUUGCAGUGUUACUUUCACUUCUAAUGAUGUCUACUUUCAGAAUAUUGAAACUAGUAGGUUGCUUGGCAAAGGUGUCACCAAGUGAGACUUGUACUUGCUUGAAAAUACUAAGCUUGCUGCCGAUUUAUCUCAUGCUUUAAAUAACAUUUCUGAUUUCCCUAAAGAUGUAUUGUGGCAUGCUAGAUUAGGACAUCCCCAUUCUAGAGCUUUAAACAUCAUGGUGCCUAAUAUUUCCUUUAAGAGUGAUUGUGAGGCUUGUAUCUUAGGCAAACAUUGCAAAUCUGUUUUCUCUAGAUCAAAUAUUAUUUAUGAAAAUUGCUUUGACCUGAUUCACUAUGAUGUAUGGACUGCCCCAUGUUUAUCUAGAGAACAUCAUAAGUAU